AUGUUACCUACCUUCGAUACUACAUCCAGCACAACGCGGCUAGUCGAACCGACGAGCCCCAUGACUCGGCGACGUCGGUCCAGUUUCAGUGGGGGCACCCCGAACGCGAGCACCGAUAUCUGCGUUCAACAAGCCCUCACAUCGGACGAAUUUGUUCAACGAAGGAAACGACGAGGAGGUGCCCCAGCCCUCGAGCAUCAGAGUAGCGACAGCGCCCUCGCGAGACAACCCCAGCUGAAUCGAAAAUCCAUCGCGAUACCCCCACCCAAAUCCAAUGUCGGCAGCAGUCGUGACCUCGGCUACGGCGGCAAGAGUCCCGACGCGAACGGAUCCCCCGCCCUCUUACUCUGUUCUCCGAGCUCGGCUUCGACCAUCAAGGCGUCCAUGUUCCCCCGAGCGGCGCCAGCUCCCGAUGGGUCCGCGUCGGAACGCACAGGCGCCAAAGGACCCAAGCGCCAACCUGCAUCGCGGUCGUUCGGUUCCUUCCAACGCCCUCGUUCGCGCCCGAGAAGUCCGAGGGCGAUGAAAUGUGGUUCCGAUUCGUCUUCGAUUGCACCGCCGUCGCCACCAUCCUCGCCCUCGCCCUCGCCCUCGCCCUCGCCCUCGCCGUCACCGUCGCUGUAUGGGUCACCCGUCCUCUCUCGCUCCGGAUCCCCGCAGCAAAUUCACUCGGACGUGCACGUCCCUCAACGAUCGAUUUUAGCUUCGUCUUGUCCCGCCCCCAGGGGUGCCACACUGUCGCUAGGGCCUUCAACCCCCGUACCCCUCACGAGCUCGAUUCUGGCCGAGGGUCAAGUCGAAUUGUCGACAAAUCUGGUCGCGGUCGAGGUGCUCGCGGAUUUGCAGUGUGGACGCAGCGUGACGAGCAGUGAAUGCGGUGACCGGGAUCGAGAACAUGAUCACGACUUUGGCAGCGACUUUUUCGUUUACGACUGCACGGCUCCUCGUUCGAUCCCAGACGUGCCGCCGACCGAUCCGGAUUUCGCCGCCAAGGCGGGUGCCUCACUCCCUUCACCGCGCUCACCGACCUAUGGCGGUCUCGUCCCUCUGCAUCCUUCCGGACGAUCCUCGACGAUACGCAACCAUACCGCUCCGCUACCUGUCAGUGAUUUGGACGGUAUGCGAGCGAUCGACGAAUUGCGCCGUUGUGCUUCAGCGAGCCCGAUAUCGACGUCACCUCCCCACCAGGGCACCUUGUCAAGCCUCGACAAGACUUCCAGCGACGGAGGCCGAGUGAUUGCGUCUGGUCAAAUUAGUAGGUCAUCUUCGACCUCCCGAUCGAGCAGGAACGCCCACUUUAGGUCAGGGGAGGAGAGGCGUUUGCACCACGAAUCCGACGCUGGCUCGGCUCAGACGACUUCACCCGAUGGGUCCAAGGUGCUGCUCAAACGACCCCCUCUGCAUACUUACACCUCGUUUGAAAGUGCGUUCGACGUCGCUCCGCCACCAUCGCCCCCCGCUAGUCCAAAGGGGCCGAACAAAGGUUGGCCGUGGCAGCGCUCUUGA
Microbotryum saponariae is the source of this 1506-nucleotide messenger RNA. Lineage: Eukaryota; Fungi; Basidiomycota; Microbotryomycetes; Microbotryales; Microbotryaceae. The record is from the annotation of a GenBank genome assembly.